AUGUGCACAGGGAAGUGUUCAAAGUGCAUUGGGAUCACCCUGUUCCCACUGGCGGCAUGUGCCAUAGUCUCCAACAUCCUCCUGUACUUCCCCAAUGGACAAGUUCUGCAGCUCAGCAAGAUAACUGAUCUGGUCUGGUUUUUCCAUGGCAUUCUGGGAGCUGGGAUACUGGUUAUUUUGCCGGCAUUCAUGAUGCUGGGAGCAGGUGGAGCAGGAUGUUGCGCUAACAGAUGUGGGAUGCUGCUGUCAGUGGUCCUGGCUGUGCUGGGAUUCGCUGGAGGAGCGUAUUGUGUGGUCAUCUCCUCACUGGGGCUGAUUGGGGGCCCUCUGUGUGACACAGGUGAUGGAGAAUACCUCUACCCUUUCAGGAACGACACUCUGGAAGACAGUUAUUUGUUCAACCAGACAACAUGGAGCAUUUGCAGAGAACCUGAAAACAUAAUCCUUUGGAAUAUUGUCCUUUUCUCUAUUCUUCUGGUCAUUGGUGUGAUUGAAGCUAUUCUUUGUUUUAUUCAAGUCGUCAAUGGACUUACCGGCUUUAUAUGUGGCACAUGUAUGAGGAAAAGAAAGACAAAUAUUUCUGGAAUGUGA
Messenger RNA from Haliaeetus leucocephalus (bald eagle), 591 nucleotides. Its product is annotated as transmembrane 4 L6 family member 1-like. The transcript is spliced from 5 exons. The coding region runs from base 1 to 591 and encodes 196 amino acids. The record is from RefSeq and is a predicted model, not a curated record. NCBI's taxonomy places the organism in Eukaryota, Metazoa, Chordata, Aves, Accipitriformes, Accipitridae. Gene Ontology annotation, cellular component: membrane.